Messenger RNA from Oncorhynchus nerka (sockeye salmon), 4214 nucleotides. Its product is annotated as Golgi integral membrane protein 4. The transcript has 16 exons. Gene Ontology annotation, cellular component: Golgi membrane; Golgi apparatus. Bases 590 to 2626 code for a protein of 678 amino acids. The record is from RefSeq and is a predicted model, not a curated record. Lineage: Eukaryota; Metazoa; Chordata; Actinopteri; Salmoniformes; Salmonidae.
GUUGAGUGCGAGGAGUUUGGGAUUUCAUUGGGGAAGGACUUCCUUUGUAGUUGCUGUUGAAUGGAAGCUGCGCUGCGUAUGUGACACGUAACUAAAAUUGAAAGUGUUUGUAGGCCUCGUAUAUAUCGGGAUUUUGAUUUAUAUUAUACAGGGAUGGACAAAUUCUGAACGCGUUGCAAUGGGAAUCUGUUACAUCCGGUCUGGUUUUGUUUCCGAAUAGAGUGAGCGUUGCUUCUACAUUAAUAAGCACAAUGACAAAUUCUGCUUCUCAUGAAAUAUCGGAGAGAGUUUUCCGUGUGUAGUGUUGUCAAACGAAAAUCCAAGGAAAAGUUUUUUUUAAAUAAAUUUAAAAAACGUAUUCCUUCGUGGAUGUGGCUACGCCGUUUUGUGGGCCAAAAUGAAUCGAACAUAUUCACUAAACUUGCCUCAUCUUUAAAGUGUUUCUGGUUCCCUCUGUUUAAUAAUGCUUGGGGACGACUGAGGUGAGAAGGGGCUUGAGGUAGUUAAUAGUAGAAAGUUUAGACGAAGUUUGCACACAAGUGACCCGACGAUCGCUUGUGCAGGCGGCGGGGAGAGGAGCGAUUCAAUCAUGGGGAACGGAGUGUGUUCUCGGAGGCAGCGGAGAAUCUUCCAGUCUCUCCUUCUCAUCACGGUGCUUUUCGGAAUGAUUUAUGGCGGGAUGAUAUCGUAUGAGAUGCACAAUCAGUUGAAGAGGACUGAGGCGAUGGCUGUCAAGUACCAGCAACAUCAAGAGUCGCUCUCGGCGCAGCUUCAAGUGGUGUAUGAGCAUCGCUCGCGUCUAGAGAAGUCUCUGCAGAAGGAACGUAUGGAGCACAAGAAGGCCAAAGAGGAUUAUCUGGUGUAUAAACAUGAAGCCCAACAGUCACUGAACACGGAGAAGCAGGACUCCAGCAAUAAAUUCAACUCUUUACAUGGACAGCACCAGAUGCUGAAGAAGCAGCAUGAGGACCUAAAGAAGCAGCACUAUGAGCUGCAGGAGCAGCAUCAGAUUCAGGGAGAGGACCACGGCAAGGCCUUGGACGAACACAAGGACCGCUUCGACAAACUACAGCAGACCAAAGAGAUGGAAGUCUCCAAACUCAAAGAGAAUGUGUAUAAUCUGCGAGAGGAGAAUAAGCAGCUGAGGAAAGCUCACCAGGACAUCCGAGUCCAGUUGCAGGAUGCACGGAUAGUACAUAAGGACUUGAAGGUUGCCCAUGAUCAGCUUGCACUGACGCUAGAAGACCACAAGAGCGCGCUGGUUGCAGCUCAGGUCCAGGUGGAUGAGUAUAAACAACUCAAAGAGACCCUGAUCAGAAUGCCCAGCCUUCGACAUGAUCAAAACCCCUCCCACCAACAUGUCCAGCCAGCUGCUGUUUUGGCUAAGCCCCAUGAACAGGGCCCACCCUCUCCACAGUCAGCUGCCUUAUUCGCUGAGCCCCGCGUAGAAGCACACACCCACGAGGAAGACCAUGGGGACACACAAUCCAGGCAUCUGCAGGAAGAGGAAGUGGGCAAGCCAGAGUUCCAGUCUCAGCCUGCCCAGUCCCGCCAUGCCGAGAAAGGGGGAUAUGGGGAUGCAGAGGGGGAGGCAGAGAGGAGGAGAGAGCUGGAGGAGGAAGAGAUGGAGCAGGCGGGGCAGCCCCAGAAGCUGGAGGAGGAGUCUGAACAACCGCAGGAGGACGAGGGGUUGGAGGAGGAACAAGACCAGCCAGACGACAACGCUCUGGACCGUCAGAGACGCCAACCACAACUGGAUCCACAAAAUGACAUCCACCUCGUCCCUGAGACCCACCUUCAGCAGGAGGCCCACGUGACCCAGGAGCGGGUGAAGUCCGCCUACGAGCAGCAGCAGGAGCAGCAGCACCUGGAGGCUGAGAGGACCCAGAGGACGAGGGAGCUCCAGCUGCGCCAGGAGGCCCUGCUGGCCCAGAGAAUGACCGUGCAGAGGGAGAGAGAGCUGCGUCUGCGAGCUCAGCGCGCGAGAGAGGAGGAGCAGCAUCGAGAGGCGGACCGUCGGGAACAGCUGCUGAAGGAGGAGCAGAUCAGGAAGAAGAGUAACUAUGAGAACGUGGACAAUGACAUCGUCCAAGGUGAUGAAGAACCUCAUACUGAUGAUGACGAAGAGAGGGACCCUCACAUGGAGCAUGAAGAGGAGGAGCAAGAUGAGGAGGACCACCGCCGAGUACCACAACUACAGGAGGGGGCGGUAGAGGGCGACCCAGAGGAUGACCCUAAUAACCAGGGAGAGGAUGAGUUUGACGUGGCAGAGGAGCAGCAUCUUCAGCAUAGGGAGGAAGAGGAGGCAGACACGCACCCUAACCCCAAUCACCCAGCCGUAGACGAGGAACUGGUGAUGGCGGUAAACCCCGACCAGCAGGAAGACAACCGGGAUGAGAUGUAUCCGGAGGACGAGGUACAGGAGGAUUUGGCCGGGGGGCAGAAGAGGGAGGAGGAGGAGCCAUACAACGAGGAGAACGAAGAACAUGAAGAAGUGAAAGAGCAAGAGGUCCCAGCAGAGAAAGAGGGAGAACACAGGACAGGAGAGAUCCACGAGGAGGAGAACUACGAAGACGAGGAGGUGGGGGUUGGACGGGACGAGCGGCCCAAUCGAAGGGAGAUGUGAGCUGGACAGAGACAUUGACCAAUGAGAGUGCCUUUCCCCAUCACUGGGAGCCAAUCAGAUCUCACUAUUGUUCCCUCUAAAGGAGUAAAAUCAGGCACCCACUCGGCAUUCCGAUUGGAAUUCUAUUGGAAUGUCUGUUGGACAUGGGAUGGUAUUCCCUUUUGUUUGUGUGUGGGACUGGAACAAAGAUUUUGGUUUAUUAGUAUUUCUCCUUUGCAAAGAUAAUCCAUCCACUUGACAGGUUUGUCAUAUCAUGAAGCUGAUUAAACAGCAUGGUCAUAUUAUACAGGUUUUAACCUUGUGCUGGGGACAGUAAAAGGCCACACUAAAAUGUGCAGUUUUGUCACAACACAAUGCCACAGAUGUGUCAAGUUUUGAGGGAGUGUGCAAUUGGCAUGAUGACAGUAGGAAUGUCCACCAGAGCUGCUGCCAGAGCAUUUAAUGUUAAUUUCUCUACCAUAAGCCACCUCCAAUGCCGUUUUUAGAGAUUUUGGCACAACCUCAGACCAUGUGUAACCACGCCAGUCCAGGACUUCCAGCUCCGGCUUCUUCACCUGCGUGAUCUUGAGACUAGCUUCCUUCCGGGGGGGGCUCAUUCUGACUGGCUGAACCUGGGAGGGCACAGGCCCACCCACUUGCAAGCCAGGCCCACCCAUGGCUGAGCCCCUGCCCAGUCAUGUGAAAUCCAUAGAUUAGGGCCUAAUGAAUAUAUUUCCGUUGACUGAUUUUCUUAAAUGAACUGCAACUCAGUAAAAUCUUAGAAAUAUUUGCAUGUUGCGGUAAAAAAACAAAAAGUGUGUGUGUGUGUACACACACCUUCACACACACACCUACACACACACCUUCACACACCUACACACACACACACCUUCACACACACACACCUACACACACACACACCUACACACACACCUUCACACACACACACCUUCACACACACACCUUCACACACACCUUCACACACCUACACACACACACACACACCUUCACACACACACUACACACACACACACCUUCACACACACACACACACAUCUCUUUCCAUCUAGUGACCUAUCAGACAGGCAUGAGAAGGUCAUGUUGCUGUACACUAUCUGUUUGUGCCCAGAAAGAGAUGGAAGAUUUGUGUCUAUAUGAGUGUCAGUCUUUUAAAUUAGUUUUGUACAAUUUUUUUUUUUUUACACCAAAUUCCUCGCAAUGUACGUUUUUUAGUAGGACAUGCUUUCCAAUCUGCUGUUUUAUGUAUUAUUAUGAUCCUUAUGGGUGGAUCUGACAAUGAUUCUCCAACGUUCUCAAAGCGUUAUGAAAUCGACUGUCAUUCCUGCAGGGAAGAACUGCUGUAUCACGGAUGACAACAGUAGGGGGAAAAAAGCAGCCGUUCAUUUUCAUUCUUCUGUUUGACUUGUCGACGUUGCUGGUCCUCUUGUUACUAGCUGAGUACGCAUUGCCAGUGGAUCACAGGUCCUUUCAUAGUGUAGUUGACCUGUUGACCUGGAUGUAAAUCACAAAUGUCCACUUGACCUGUUCACCCAAUCCUUAAUCACUACUGUCUAAUGUAUAGAAAUACACACAUUUGGACAUAUUUUUC